AUGCUUCCUGCUACAACACCACCACGAACCCCACAACGACUCGACUCGGACUCGGACAUUUCUACAUCGCAAUUACCAGCUAUCAAAGCACAUCUCUCACAUUCGAGGCCGAGGCGGAGGCCGCCGAGACCUGGGAUUCACUCGAGGAGAUGGACACUAUGCUCCAGGGGAUGGCAGCCGAAGGAGGUUCUUGCAGCCAAGCACAUUGAGAUGAGCGCCAGGCUCGAUGCCGCUGUUGCGCUCAAGGAAGAGUGUGGUGCUUGCUGCAUAGACAAGCUCGAAGCCGCUGUUGCGCUCAAGGAGAAGCAUGAACGCCAAUCCGGAUGCCGCCAUUGCGCUGAAGGAAGAGCAUAUCACUCGCUGGUUGGGCACUCUCUCCAUAGUUUGGUUGGGGUCAUCCAGAUGAACGCCAAAAUCGAUCCCGCCAUUGCACGGAAUGAGGCGCAUGUCGCUCGCCGCUUCUCCCUCUCCACGCCGAAGACGACGCACAUCGACAUGAACGCCAAACUCGAUCCCGCCAUUGCGCUCAAUGACAAGCAUGUCCCUCGCCGCUUGACCCUCUCCAUCUUGAAGACGAUGCACAUUCAGAUGAACGCCAACUCGAUACCGCCACCGCGCUCAACGAGGAGUAUGUCGCAUGCGGACACCCUCUCCACACUCAAGAAGUUUCGCAUUGAGGAAGAGCUCGCCAAGGAGGAUGAUUCCCAGGUCAACGGGUUGGACAGCCUCUCUAUGUCCAACAAGAUGCGCACUGAGGAGAAGGAGCUCGCAAGGGAGAAGCUUGCGCUUCAGGAAGAGCACACGCAUCGAGGAAGCCAUGCUCAAUGGCUUGAAGCAGGAGGACAGAUGCGCAUUGAGGAUGAGCUCGACAAGGAGGAGGCCAAGCUCAAUGGCUUGAGGCAGCAGGAGCAUGGCGCUCGUUCCUUGGGCACACCCUUCAUGCGCAAGAAGAUGCGCACCGAGGAGCCCACGGAGGAGGCCGAGCUCAAUGGCAUGAGGCAGCAGGAGCAUGGCGCUCGUUCCUUGGGCACACCCUUCAUGCGCAAGAAGAUGCGCACCGAGGAGCCCACGGAGGAGGCCGAGCUCAAUGGCUGGGAGGAGGAGGAGGAGGAGUGGGAUUCUCGGCUUGGAGUCUACAUGCGCAAGAAGAUGCGCACCCAGGAGCUGGCCAAGGAGGAGGCCGAGCUCAAUGGCUUGGAGCAGGAGGAGUGCAAUUCUCGGCCUAGACAUCCUCUCCAUGCCCAAGAAGACGCGCAUCGAGGAGGAGCUCGCCAAGGAGGAGGAACGUCGAACACCGAACUCGCAGGUCCUGACUCCAAUCCACCCUAA
Molecule: messenger RNA, 1329 nt
Organism: Pseudocercospora fijiensis CIRAD86
Lineage: Eukaryota; Fungi; Ascomycota; Dothideomycetes; Mycosphaerellales; Mycosphaerellaceae
Exons: 4
Coding region: 1-1329 (442 amino acids)
Source: RefSeq, a predicted model, not a curated record